AAACAAGGUCCCAUAUGCAGUCGUACAUAAAUUAAAUGCCAUCCUUCCUUUUUUUCUCUCUUUUGUGCUGGUGUGUUUGGGCACACUGGAGAUAUAGGGGAUGUUGUGACCUAAACAGUGGGAAAUUGCGCCGUGUCGCCGUGUGGCUACAUUUUCCUCCUUUUAUCUCGCCGCGUACAAUUUCCGCAACACCACCCCCUCCCUUGUGAACUCGCUUUUACAAGCCCUCUUUUCCCACUUCUUUUUCGGUGUCCUGUUUUUAAUAAAACCAUUUUUGUGUAAAACCUGGUAGAUAAGCAAUCAGCAAUUUCUGCACGCUAAUCC
Molecule: messenger RNA, 324 nt
Organism: Linderina pennispora
Lineage: Eukaryota; Fungi; Kickxellomycota; Kickxellomycetes; Kickxellales; Kickxellaceae
Exons: 1
Coding region: 36-209 (57 amino acids)
Source: RefSeq, a predicted model, not a curated record